This is a messenger RNA of Trichoderma aggressivum f. europaeum, 1038 nucleotides long. RefSeq lists its product as uncharacterized. Gene Ontology annotation, molecular function: oxidoreductase activity, acting on NAD(P)H. Bases 1 to 1038 code for a protein of 345 amino acids. The record is from RefSeq and is a predicted model, not a curated record. Lineage: Eukaryota; Fungi; Ascomycota; Sordariomycetes; Hypocreales; Hypocreaceae. The transcript has a single exon.
AUGAACACCGAACACGAUGCCGCUAUUCUCCCUCAACCGGGUGGCCCCUUGUCUAUCGGCAAGCGUCCCACCCCUGAGCCCGGGCCAAAUGAAGUGCUUAUUGAAGUCAUGGCCGUCGCCUUGAACCCCUGUGAUUAUUACCAGCGAGACCAUGGCAUGCCUCCGGUACCAAUCUAUCCUGCCGUCCUCGGAUCCGAUACGGCUGGUGUUGUCGCCAAGCUGGGCUCAAAUGUCACUACGGUCCCUGGUCCCGGAAGCCGAGUCAUUGCCUUUGCCUCGUCUUUCUAUCAGAACGGCUCCCCCGACCACGGGGCUUUCCAGAAGUUCACUUUGGCACAAUCUGAAGCUAUCACUCCCCUUCCAGACCUUCUCUCAUUCGAGGAAGGCGCCGUAUUCCCCAUGGCCGUUGUGACGGCGCUGACGGCGUGGACCUCGAUUGGCAUUCCGCUCGAUACGAGAUACACUCCCGCAGACAAACAAGCUGUCCUGAUCUGGGGCGCAUCCAGCAGUGUCGGCACGUUUGCCGUCCAGUCAGCCAAGGCUCUCGGCUUUACCGUCUAUGCCACGGCAAGUCCCGGCCACCACGAUCUUGUCAAGAAGCUCGGCGCGGAUGCGGUCUUCAACUACAAGGCCAGUGAUGUCGUCUCUCAGAUCAUCGACACCGUAAAGAAGGAUGGGGUGCAGCUGCACACGGCACACUGCGUGGUGGUUGGAGCUCUGAAGCCCACAUUGGAUGUCCUCAAGGAGACCAAGAGCGAUGCUCUCGCCAAGGUAGCACAUUCGCCCGUCCUCCCCGAAGGUCACCCGACCCUUGACAACACGCAGAUCACUUUCAACUUUCCCUCCAUGGACGAGGUUUUAAGGAGCAAACACUUCUAUGAGGUUUUCCAUGGCUGGCUUAACUCCGGUCUCAAGUCUGGAGAAGUUGUUCCCAGCCCCAACAUCCAAAUUGAGGGUGGCGGCCUGGGCGGAGUGCAUACAGCACUAAACAAACUGAGGCAGGGAGUCAGUGGCACAAAGAUUGUUGUCCCAAUCUAG